Fomitopsis serialis is the source of this 348-nucleotide messenger RNA. RefSeq lists its product as uncharacterized. The transcript has a single exon. The annotation marks the transcript as partial. NCBI's taxonomy places the organism in Eukaryota, Fungi, Basidiomycota, Agaricomycetes, Polyporales, Fomitopsidaceae. The record is from RefSeq and is a predicted model, not a curated record.
GAAGAGCUCUCGCACUUCAUAUUCACCUACGACGUUGCCUGCAUCUACAAGAUCAACCUGCGCAAGCGGUUUGGCGACCGUUUCCCGCACCUCGUCCCCUUACUUGACCGGAUCCAGCUCCUCUUGCCGAAACUGCACAUGCUCGCUCACAAAGAAUUCUGCCAAAUCGUAUACGCUCUGUGUUACUCCUGGGGCGCAGGACUAUCGCACGGUGAGAGUGUCGAGCAUCCAUGGGCCGAACACAACCAAGUGGGGUUAAGCACGCGUGAAAUGAGUGUUGGACACCGCCACGAUACACUUAACGCCGUCCACAACCACUGGAACUGGUGUAAAGUCGAGACUCAAGGU